GAUGACGUGUUACUCGGGUCCUUUGGACUUCCGGGUCUGUGUGUACUGUGGUGAGGAAUCCAUCUAGCCAGAAAAGAUGUCUAAAGUAACGUUUAAAAUCACACUGACGUCGGAUCCUCGACUACCAUACAAAGUACUCAGCGUCCCAGAGAGCACCCCAUUCACCGCAGUGUUAAAGUUUGCCGCUGAGGAGUUCAAAGUGCCCGCAGCAACCAGCGCCAUCAUCACAAACGAUGGGAUCGGAAUCAACCCGGCACAGACGGCAGGCAACGUGUUCCUGAAGCACGGCUCGGAGCUGAGGAUCAUUCCCCGGGAUCGCGUGGGAGGGAACGGACGGACGGGCAGCACGACGCCACAGUGACUCACCCGCAUGGACCCCUGUAACCUCCAGUACCACCGCGACGACUCAUCAAACCUAGGAAAUACCCCAGACAUCGCUUCUCGGUUAUUUUUUCUUUUGGUUUAAUUGUAGUUUUUUCUUUCUUUCUCCCCUAUAUUUAUUUUUAUCUGCAGUGAGUCACCUGUAUGGAAGCUUUUCAAAUGCCGCGCAUGUAUAGAUAUGAACGGACAGCAUGCCAGUGGAAGUGUGUAUGUCUGAACACUGCUUUGGCAGGGUUUCAGUCAAGCAGGGUCGCUCUUAACUGCACGGGAAAGGUAUAGCUGUAACAAUGCGAAAACUCUUGCAAAAAAUAACGAGCAUGGAGUUGGCAUUGCUAAAUGUUAUACCUUUUUUUUUGGACAAUAAAACAUACUACUACGUGUGUCUAACCAUCA
Gadus macrocephalus (Pacific cod) is the source of this 774-nucleotide messenger RNA. It is a transcript of the gene ufm1, whose product is annotated as ubiquitin-fold modifier 1. The transcript has 7 exons. The record is from RefSeq and is a predicted model, not a curated record. Gene Ontology annotation, biological process: protein K69-linked ufmylation. NCBI's taxonomy places the organism in Eukaryota, Metazoa, Chordata, Actinopteri, Gadiformes, Gadidae. Bases 77 to 361 code for a protein of 94 amino acids. Gene Ontology annotation, cellular component: cytoplasm; nucleus.